Molecule: messenger RNA, 5366 nt
Organism: Drosophila grimshawi
Lineage: Eukaryota; Metazoa; Arthropoda; Insecta; Diptera; Drosophilidae
Gene: Oseg2
Product: intraflagellar transport protein 172 homolog
Biological process (GO): intraciliary transport
Cellular component (GO): axoneme; ciliary basal body
Molecular function (GO): protein binding
Source: RefSeq, a predicted model, not a curated record
AUGCAAUUGAAGUAUUUGCGAACACUUUUAGAGGGGCAGGAGCAAAUCCAACGCAUUGCGGGUCUCGCCUGGUCGCCCAAUCAGCAGAAAUUGGCCAUUGCCACCGCUGAUCGUCAUAUUCUGCUCUAUGAUGAUGCCGGCGAGCGGCGGGACAAGUUUAGCACCAAGCCAGCAAAUGCCGCCAAUGGCAAGAACUCCUAUGUAAUACGGGGUCUGGCAUUCAGUCCGGAUUCCACAAAGCUCGCCGUUGGCCAGAGCGAUUGCAUUGUGUACGUUUAUAAGCUGGGCGAAUCUUGGAACGACAAGAAGGUCAUCUGCAACAAGUUUCCCCAGGCAGGCGCAGUCACCUCUCUCAUUUGGUUGACCACCGGUGCUAUUAUAGCAGGUAAGGAAAGACACGUUUUGAUUACAGCCAAUUGCAGUCACUUGUUGUUAUCAGGACUCGAAGAUGGCAAAGUGCGUGCCCUGCACUGCAAGAGUAACAAAUCCCAGAGUCUCUACGGUGGCGACAGUAUUUGCAUCUCAUUGGCGGCCAAUACCAAAGGCAGUGGAUUUCUCAGCGGUCAUAAUAAUGGCACCAUCAUACGCUAUUACCUCACGGAGGAGGCCACCGAACCACUGGGUCGUGUGGUACAGCAUCCAGUGCCACCGUUUGCCCUGGCUUGGCCCCAAGGCGGCUUCUGUGCCGCUGGCUGCGAUCAGCGUAUUGUUUUUUACGACAGUGUGGGGCGUCAGCAGCGCUGCUUUGAUUUCUCCCGCACUGAGGGGGAGCGGGAGUUCACCGUGGCUGCCUGCAGUCCCAAUGGACAGGCUGUGGCCUUUGGCAGCUACGAUCGCAUACGGAUAUUUGCUUGGAGUCCGCGUCAGAGCGCUUGGAGCGAGAGUGCCAGCAAGGAGAUUAGCUGUUUGUAUACGCUGAGUGCACUGAUCUGGAGACGGGAUGGGGCACGUCUCGCCUUGGGCUCGGUUAGUGGCGCUGUGUUGAUGUAUGAGUCUGUGCUAAAGCGGACCAUCUGGCAGGAUAAGUUCGAGCUGAUCUUUGUGGCGCCCAGUCAACUGCUGGUGCGUUUGCUGGCGGAGCCCACACAGCAGAUGACCAUCGAGUCGCAGCUGGGAUUGGAGAUUGAUGAUGUGCGUAUUAUGGGCAAGGAUAACUUUCUGAUGGGUCGCACCGAGGAGUCACUCAUCCUGUGCGAUCUGACACGGAAUCUGGUCAGCGAGGUGCCCUGGACGGCGUCUGGACGCCACGAACGCUUCUACUUUGAGAAUCCCAAUGUGUGCCUGGUCUUCAAUGUGGGCGAACUGAGCCUCGUCGAGUAUGGCGACAAUCGCAUCCUCGGCUCCGUGCGCACUGAGUUCGUCAAUCCUCACGUCAUCUCCGUGCGCCUAAAUGAGCGUGGAAAUGGUCGCGAUAACAAAAAGCUCGCCUUUCUGCUCGAUGCCAAGACAAUCUGUGUGGUGGAUCUGGUCAGUCAGCUGGUCAGCGGUCAGAUCAAUCACGAGACAAAGAUCGAUUGGCUCGAACUGAGCGAAACGGCCCACAAGCUCCUCUUUCGCGACAAGAAGCUGCGCCUCAUUCUCGUCGACAACUACACCGGCAAGAAGCAGACGCUGCUCAGCAACAUCUCAUUCGUGCAAUGGGUGCCGCAGAGCGACGUCGUCGUUGCCCAGAGCAACAGCAAUCUUGCUAUUUGGUACAACAUCGACCUGCCCGAGCAUGUCACCAUGCAGAGCAUUCGCGGCGAGGCCAUCGAAGUGCUGCGUGAGAAUGGACGCACUGUGGUGCGCACCCAGGAUGGACCCAGUGAGCACAGUUAUCAGCUGGACGAGGGCCUCGUGGAGUUUGGCACCGCUGUCAAUGACAAUGACUUUGGACGCGCUGUCCACUUUCUGGAAUCGCUGGGCGAUAAGCCGGCUGCGAAGGCGAUGUGGCACAAUCUGGCCAUCAUAUCGCUGGAGGAGGGUAAUCUGCGUGUGGCGCAAAGAUGCUACGCAGCUUUGGGGAACGUGUCCAAGACCUACUACCUGGCCGAGAUGAUCCAAGAGGCGGAUGAGUUUGAGCGGACCACUGGCAAUCCGGGCAUACUCUGUCCCGAGGUGCGUGCCAAGCUGGCACUACUCGGCUCCGAUUUGCGAUCGGCGGAGCGCAUCUAUCUGGAGCAGGGGGACAUUGAGGCGGCCCUGAAGAUGUACCAGCAGUUGCGCAUGUGGGAUGAGGCCGUCGCUCUGGCGGAGAGACGAGGCUAUGUCCGCUUGCCGGAGCUGCGACAGCAGCAUAUGGACUUUCUGCUGGAGACGGAGCAGCAGGAGAAGGCCGGCCAGGUGCUAGAGGAUGAGGGUGAACUGCAGCAGGCAAUGGCACUGUUCCUCAAGGCCAACAAGCCAGCGCGAGCCGCACGCCUUGCCCUGAAGACCCCACCACUGCUGCAGGAUGAGCAGCUAAUGCUGCAGGUAACCGAAGGAUUGGUGCACUCCGAGCUCUUCGAGCUGGCUGGUGAUAUAGCCCAUCGUCUGUCCCGACCGGAGGCAGCGUUGGCCCUCUAUAGGAAGGGUGGAGCCUAUGCGAGAGCUCUGGAACUGGCUCGUGUUGUGUCGCCACAGGAGGUUACAUCACUGGAGGAGCAGUGGGGUGAUUGGCUGGUGAGUCGCAAGCAGCUGGAUGCAUCCAUUAAUCACUACAUCGAAGCGGGCGCCACACAAAAGGCACUGGAGGCAGCUGUGGGCGCCAAGCAGUGGCGCAAAGCUGUGCAGAUUGCCAAGGUGCUGGACGAACCGGAACUGAUACAACGCUAUGCAUUAGAUCUGUCCAAGCAUUUGGCUUUUGCUGGCGAUUUGGAUGGCGCUGAGGAUCUGCUGGUGCGCGCUAAUCUUUACAAGGAUGCCAUUGAGCUGCUCAAUCGACAUGGCAAAUGGGAGCGCGCCUAUGUGCUCGGCGAGAAGUAUCUGAAGACGGAGCAAUUGCGCGAACUGUUUAUCCAGCUCGCCAGCAGCCUGGAGGAUCAGGCCAAGUACCGAGAUGCUGAGAAGGUACUAAUAGCUGUCAAUGAACCGGAUCUGGCCAUAGCUAUGUAUAAGCGUCGCGAGCUGUACGACUCGAUGAUCCGGCUAGUUGAACGCUAUCACAAGGAUCUGUUGGACAGCACACAUCUGCAUCUGGCCCGCCAGCUGGAAUCGCGUGGAAAGUUCAAGAAUGCCGAGCUUCAUUUCAUUGCAUCCGGCGACUGGAAGUCGGCGGUGCACAUGUACUGCUCCACGUCCCGCUGGGAGGACAGCUAUCGGGUGGCCAAGCAGAAGGGCACCGAUGGCGCCAGCCAACAGGUGGCCUACAUGUGGGCCAAGUCCAUGCCGGUAGAGAGCGCAGUGCGUCUGCUGAGCAAGCUGGAACUGCUGGACACAGCCGUGGGCUUUGCCUGUGACUCCGGCCAGUUUGAGUUCGCCAUGGAGCUAUGCCGCUUUGCGGGCAAGCCAACGGAUGAGGUGCAUCUGAAGAUAGCCAUGUCGCUGGAGGAUGAGGGCAAGUUCGAGGAGGCCGAGGCGGAGUUCCUCAAGGCACACAAGCCCAAGGAGGCGAUACUGAUGUAUCAGCAUGCCGGGGAUUGGCCAGCAGCGCUCAAUGUGGCCGAGCAGCAUCUGCCGGAUGCGGUCAACGAGGUGCUCAUUGGCCAGGCAUCAGCGGCGCUGGAGACGCGCAACUAUCAGGAUUACGAGAUGCUUCUGUUGCGCGCCCAGCGACCCGACCUCAUCAUCGAGCACUACAAACAGGAGUCGCUCUACGACGAUGCCCUGCGCAUUGCCGAGGAGCACUAUCCGGCCGGAUUGAAUGAUCUGCGCCGGCUCCAGGCCCAACAGCAGCGUGGCCAACUGCAGGGCGAGGAUGCCACUGGAGAUUCGCGAGCCUAUCUCCAGCGUGCAGCGGAGUUCGCUAAGCGGGAACAGUUCCGCAAGGCGGCCGAGUGCCUGAUGCAGAUCGAUGCCAGCAACGCAGAGGAUGCGGCAACGCUGGAGCGUGCUCUGCUCCGAGCCGCCGAGAUAAUCAAUCAGUUUCUGGAGGGCAAGGAUGCUCAGGAACUGGCGCAGGAAUUGGGACCACGUCUGCUGGCCAUCAAACAAAUCGGACCGGCUGCUCAGCUAUAUCUGGCCGCAGAUCUGCCCAAGCAGGCGGUGGACGUCUUCAUCCGUGCCGAGCAAUGGUCCAAAGCACGUCGCCUGGCCAAGGAGAUCGAUGCGGAACUACUCGCCUAUGUGGAGCAGCAGCAGAAAUCGCGACUCAAGCACGAGGGCAAUGUGGAGCAGCUGGCGGAUAUUGAUAUCAUUAGUGCCUUGGACAUGCUGGCGGAGCAGGGUCAAUGGCAGCGCUGCCUGGAAAAGGCCAAGCAGCUGAAUACAUCUGUGCUGCAGAAAUAUGUGGCUGCCUAUGCGGCUCAACUCAUACGGGAAGGUGACUGUAUCAGCGCCUUGGGUCUCUAUCUCAGCUAUGGGUCACCACCCAUUGAGGAGCACUUCAACAUCUACACGCGAAUAGCCCAGGAUUGUCUGGCGCUGCGCGAGGAGCAGUCGGAAACCGGCGGCUUGUGGCAGCGUCUGCGUAACUUUCUCCAUGGACUCCUGCAUGGACUGCGCAGCUCCGAGCACGUUGAGUCCAAGUUUGCGGCCAGUGCGGAACUGUAUCUGCUGAUUGCCCACUAUUACGCGACGCGUGCCGCUUGCCGCCAGGUGCCGUCGCUGCAGCCGGUGGCGGUGCGUUUAUCUCUGGCCCUGCUGCGGCACACGGAUGUGCUGCCGGUGGACAAGGGCUUCUACGAGGCGGGCAUGGAGCUGAGGCAGGCGGGACGUGAAGCUGAGGCUUUUGUCAUGCUCAAUCACUACUUGGACGUGUGCGAGGCCAUUGAGGAGGGCUCCGGCAAUCUGGUGGAUCAUUCCGAUUUGACAGCCACCGAUUUCCCGAGCUCCGUGCCACUGCCGGAGGACAUCCACCUGAAGAACGAGCCCAGUCUGCACGAGGAGGUGCGCGAAUGGGUGCUGGCCGUGAGCAUGGAUCAGCAGGUGGAUCAACUGUUGCCCACCGAUGAUCGUGGCCUCUACGAGUCAAGUUUGGGUACACAGGACAGAGCCUGCCUGCUUAGUGGGUAUCCAGUGCGUGGCCGCCAGCCAGUCACCUUUCAUUCGUCCAACAACCAAGUGAAUCGCGAUGUGUGGAGCAAGUUCGCGGUGGCCGUUAAGAUGGCACCUAGCAGUGGUGUCACCGAUAUUAUUGGCUUUGUCGAGAAGUGGCAGGGAGCUGCCAACUAUGUAAUGCACUAAAUGUUCGAACUGUCCUUACUAAUACCCAAUAUGCAUGCAACUAAAUAAAUAUAUACUCUAUUUAA